Molecule: messenger RNA, 932 nt
Organism: Topomyia yanbarensis
Lineage: Eukaryota; Metazoa; Arthropoda; Insecta; Diptera; Culicidae
Exons: 2
Coding region: 314-706 (130 amino acids)
Source: RefSeq, a predicted model, not a curated record
AUACGACGUUUUGGUGAUUGACAAAUUCACUGCUGUAUGAAAGUAAUUGCCUUCAAAGUAUUUAGAACAAGUCAGAUAAGAACUGAAGAUAGCAGGAAAAUUCGGAAGACUUUGAACCUUCGUUCGGUUACUUUCAUCGCUCUGUGUUCACAAAUCUAAUUAACAGUCGAAAGUAGUUCAAUCUUUGAAAGAAUGUAUAAAAUUAAAAACGGUGGACUAAAAUGAUUUCGUUUGUAGCUUCAUAGGUAAAAAUAGUGUAAUUUUCCGAUAAAGAGUUAUAAAUUGCAUUCAUCAUUGUGUAAACAAGUCCAUUAUGAAUAUUACUUUGAACCAAACGGUUUUAUCGCUGGGAACUGUCCUAAAGACCACAGUACAACCGAUAAUAGAGACGGCAAUUAUUCCUGGCGACCGAAAUUCACACUCUGGAAAUUCAGAAAGUCUUAGCUUUCUGUUUAUUCCGCUAGCUGUGCUAAUUACAGUGAUGCUUCUUUCAGUAAUGGUUUAUUUGAUGGCACGUAAAAAGGACAGGAUUUUUUCCAAGCGUCCUCACGUACCAAGUUUUUCGUUUGAUUCGUCCGACUUGGAGGAUAACGAUGAUUUGGAAACGGAACACUUGCUUAAAGGCAAACUGCGUCUCGAUGAGCCAUAUUUCAAAGGAGUUAAUAGCUGCAAAACGUAUACCGGGAGCAACGAAUUGUAUGCCUGAAUGACGGAAAUCUUUUUCGCUCCUUUCAAUUUGCCAUACUUUUGUUAAGUUUGUAUAUUUAAGGCGCUAGCUAGUAUUAUGAAACUAUAUGUAUUCCCAUCCCAGGCAAGCAUACACCAAAUAAUAACAUAAUAUUCUUGGUUUAUUGUUAUUCGUUAAACAAUUUAAUUUUUUUUUAUUAAAAAAUACUAUAUGCUUUAGUGCUAAUAAAAGCAAUAUCUCAACA